AUGAGUAUUAUUUACAUUCAAGAGUCAGCUACUCGUGGCAAAGUUGUUUUAGAUACAACUGUUGGUGAUAUUGAAAUUAAUGCCCAUUAUGAUUAUUAUGAUGGUACAGUUUUUCAUCGAGUUGUACCAAAUUUUAUUGCACAAGCUGGUGAUCCAACUGGAACAGGUGAAGGACAUGAAUCAGCAACUGGUGAAUUCUUUGCAGAUGAAUUUCAUACACGUUUACGUUUUAAUCGCCGUGGUCUUGUUGGUAUGGUUAAUCAAGGACCAAAUACUAAUGCUAGUCAAUUCUUUUUUACUUUGGGUAGUACUCCAGAACUUGAUAAAAAGAAUACAUUAUUUGGCAAAGUUGUUGGUAAUAUAUUAUUUAAUAUGUUGAAAUUAGGUGAAGGAGAAAUUAUUGGUGAAAUACCAGUACAUAAACAUAAAAUAAUUAAAGCAGAAGUUAUAUCAAAUCCAUUUGAUAAUAUGAUAUCUCGAUCUCGAGCUAAAUCACAAAUGAUUGAUGAUGAUAAUGAUGAAAUAAAU
This is a messenger RNA of Rotaria sp. Silwood1, 528 nucleotides long. NCBI's taxonomy places the organism in Eukaryota, Metazoa, Rotifera, Eurotatoria, Philodinida, Philodinidae. The record is from the annotation of a GenBank genome assembly.